UAAGCCCAGGGCCCCAUGGAGCUGCGGGCCGGCAACGCCAGCUGUGAGAACGGUUCCCUGAUCAGUCUCUACUGCUCCUCCCAAGAAGUCCUGUGUCAGAUCGUUGGUGGCCUCAGCCAUGAGGUGCCCAACAAUGCCACCUUUGACAGCUGGCAGGAGAGGAUCAGAAAGAACUAUGGCUUCUACAUUGGCCUGGGCCUGACCUUUGUGUCCAGCUUCCUCAUCGGCAGCAGUGUCAUCCUCAAGAAGAAAGGCCUCCUGCGACUUGUGGCCACAGGGGCCACUCGGGCUGUGGACGGGGGCUAUGGCUACCUGAAGGACUUGAUGUGGUGGGCUGGAUUUCUCACCAUGGCUGCUGGAGAAGUUGCCAACUUUGGGGCCUAUGCAUUUGCACCUACAACAGUUGUCACACCCCUGGGAGCCCUGAGCGUCCUCAUAAGUGCCAUCCUCUCCUCGUAUUUCCUGGGAGAGCGUCUGAACCUGCUGGGGAAGCUGGGCUGUGUGAUCUGUGUGGCUGGCAGCACAGUGAUGGUGAUACACGCCCCUGAGGAAGAGAAGGUCAAUACCGUGGUGGAGAUGGCUUCCAAGCUGAAAGACACAGGGUUCAUCGUGUUUGCUGUGCUUAUGCUGGUGUCCUGCCUCAUCCUCAUCUUCAUCGUCGCCCCGCGUUAUGGGCAAAGGAACAUCCUCAUCUACAUCACCAUCUGCUCCGUGAUCGGAGCCUUCUCAGUGACUGCAGUCAAGGGUCUGGGCAUCACCGUUAAGAACUUCUUCCAGGGGUUGCCAGUCGUACGGCACCCCCUCCCCUACAUCCUGUCCCUCGUCCUGGCUCUCUCCCUCAGCACUCAGGUCAACUUCCUCAACAGGGCCCUGGACAUCUUCAACACCUCCCUGGUGUUCCCCAUCUACUACGUGUUCUUCACCACGGUGGUGGUGACCUCCUCUGUCAUCCUCUUCAAGGAGUGGUACAGCAUGUCUGCCGUGGACAUCGUGGGCACCCUCUCUGGCUUUGCCACCAUCAUCUUGGGUGUAUUCAUGCUCCAUGCUUUCAAAGACUUGGAAGUCAGCUGGGCCAAUUUGCCCCGCACGCACAGAAACCCUCCGCCAUCGCCCGCCCCAGAGCCCACGGUUAUUAGACUGGAAGAUAAGAAUGUCCUUGUGGACAAUAUAGAGCUUGCCAGCACUCCGUCACCAGUGGAGAAGCCCAAAGUAUUUAUAAUCCAUUCUUAAAGCUCAGAAUACAUGAGUGAGAGGAUGAGCCCAAUGGUGCAAC
This is a messenger RNA of Marmota flaviventris (yellow-bellied marmot), 1273 nucleotides long. It is a transcript of the gene Nipal4, whose product is annotated as NIPA like domain containing 4. The record is from RefSeq and is a predicted model, not a curated record. Gene Ontology annotation, molecular function: magnesium ion transmembrane transporter activity. Gene Ontology annotation, cellular component: membrane. Gene Ontology annotation, biological process: magnesium ion transport. Lineage: Eukaryota; Metazoa; Chordata; Mammalia; Rodentia; Sciuridae.